CUUCCGGUUCUCCUUUACUUGGCCAUCAGCCCAGGAGCUAAAAGCGCAGCAAAAGAUUCUGUACAGAAAAGGGCUGAACAUGUCACUCCGUUUUGGACAACAUCUCAUCAAGCCUUCUCUUGUGUUUCUGAAGACAGAGCUGUCUUUUGCAUUUGUGAACAGAAAACCUGUGGUCCCAGGCCAUGUUCUCAUUUGCCCUCUCCGCCCUGUGGAACGCUUCCGUGACUUGCAUCCUGAGGAAGUGGCUGAUUUAUUUCACACAACACAAGCAGUUGGCAAUAUAGUGGAGCAACAUUUUGGAGGAACUUCGCUCACCAUUUCGGUUCAGGAUGGUCCUGAAGCUGGUCAGACUGUGAAGCACGUUCAUGUUCAUGUACUUCCAAGAAAGCCAGGUGAUUUUGACAGAAAUGACAAUAUCUACGAUGAGCUUCAGCGCCAUGACAAAGAGGCGGAAGAUUCCCCCAGCAAAUGGAGAUCUGAGGAAGAAAUGGCAACUGAAGCUGCAAUCCUCAAGAAAUAUUCUCAGUGAAAGAAGAGGAGCAACACAAUCUUUUCAAUUUGUUCUGAAGCAGAAGUAGUGGAGAACAAGCCUCUUUUGUUACCGGCUAACCUAGAAUUGAAAUAAUGGAGGAUGACAACAUAUUCAGUAAAGAUACUGGAUAAAACAAAGAACGUUUUUAUCAGAGUCUUACUUAGGUUAAAAUGCUUCUUAGAGCUUUGGUUUCAUUAAAGUUAUUUGAAUUUGGGGUGGUGGUGAAUAAAUAUUUCUGAGUUGCAACAUCUUAAAA
Messenger RNA from Pseudonaja textilis, 788 nucleotides. RefSeq names its product fragile histidine triad diadenosine triphosphatase (gene FHIT). Lineage: Eukaryota; Metazoa; Chordata; Lepidosauria; Squamata; Elapidae. The record is from RefSeq and is a predicted model, not a curated record. Gene Ontology annotation, molecular function: ubiquitin protein ligase binding; bis(5'-adenosyl)-triphosphatase activity. Gene Ontology annotation, cellular component: cytoplasm; plasma membrane; nucleus. Gene Ontology annotation, biological process: intrinsic apoptotic signaling pathway by p53 class mediator; negative regulation of proteasomal ubiquitin-dependent protein catabolic process; diadenosine triphosphate catabolic process.